Messenger RNA from Salvia hispanica, 2440 nucleotides. Its product is annotated as pentatricopeptide repeat-containing protein At1g26460, mitochondrial-like. Gene Ontology annotation, molecular function: protein binding. The record is from RefSeq and is a predicted model, not a curated record. NCBI's taxonomy places the organism in Eukaryota, Viridiplantae, Streptophyta, Magnoliopsida, Lamiales, Lamiaceae.
UCCAUGAACAGAAUCCACAGUCGAUUCGUACAGCAAAUCCAUUCAUAAACCCUAAAUCCCCACUGAAAUCCUACUCUUCUUUUACUAUUUUUUCAAAAAUUAGCUCUCAUUUCGUUUACAAAUAACAAAAUUCCAAAUCGCAUGAAAUUGAAUUUAUAGAUACAAUUUCCAUACGUAAUUCUGUAUCCAUCCGCCAUGGCGCCGAUCGCGUUUCUGGCGAAGUCGCGGCCUUACCUCCACCGCCAGAACCUCAAAUUCAUAUCCACAUUUGUUCACCUCCAGGCGGAGCCGCAGCUGGCGGAUUCGCCGGCCUCGAUUCCGCCGCCGCUCCCGCCGAAUCCUGCUUCCGGCAGUCCUCGCUACAGUGAGAACUGGCGGAAUCCUUCCGCAGCGAUGGGGGGAGACGGUGCGCUCGUCCCAAUCGGGUUAGGGAUUCUGCAGCAGACGCAGGGAUCGCGGAUGCAGAUGCUCUCGCAAUCGCUUGAUGCGGAGAGUCUGAUGAAUAAGUUCGCGGAUUGGAUGACGACGCAGCGGUGGGAGGACAUGAAGCAGCUCUUUGAGUUCUGGAUUAAGUCGUUGGAUAAGAAUGGGAAGCCUAACACGCCUGAUGUUAAUCUGUGUAAUCAUUAUUUGCGUGCAAAUGUGAUGAUUGGGGCAUCCGUUGAGGAAUUGCUUGAUAUUGUGGCGCGGAUGGAUGAUUUUGCCGUCGUGCCUAAUGCUGCUUCGUAUAAUCUUGUGCUUAAAGCGAUGCAGAGGAAUGGUGAAGCACUCGCUGCUGUGAAAUUGAUUGAAAGGAUGCUGGAGAUGGGAAAAAUACAUAAGGAAUCUUUGCCCGAUGGCGAAUCAUUUGACUUAGUUAUUGAGAUUCUACUCUCAAAAAAUAAAAUUGAUUCUGCCCUGAAGUAUGUAGAUCUAACAUUGAAAUCUGGCUAUAUGUUAUCUAUGAAAGCAUUUGUGGACUGCGUGCAACGUUGUGUUAGUAACCAGAGGCUGGAUACGUUGGUCUCAAUUAUUGAGAGAUGCAAGAAAAUGGAUCAAAACAAAUCCUUAUGUCCUCCUUGGCGCGUAUGCAUGUCUAUUGCUAAUGUCGCAAUGCAAUCGGAUAACAGUGAGCUAACUUAUUAUGCUCUCGAGUUCAUGGCUAAAUGGAUUGCACGAGGGGAGGUUGCGAGGCCUCCUAUGUAUCUUUCUGUAGAAGAAGGAUUAGUUGUGACAGCCCUAGGCACAGCUGGUAGAACUUUCAAUUCUAGACUCCUGGAUGGUGCAUGGGCUAUCCUUAAGCGCUCAUUACGCCAAAAUAGCCUUCCCAAUCCUGAAUCAUACCUUGCGAAAAUAUAUGGACUUGCUAAUUUGGGAAACCUGCCAAAGGCUUUUGGUACUCUUCGUGAGUUUGAGGCAGCUUAUGGAAAUGCGGACCGUGAAGAUACUGAGGAUCUGUUCUCUCCUUUCCAUUCUCUAGAGCCUCUAGUUAGGGCAUGCUGCAAGGAUGGUUUUACGAGUCUAGAUUCAGUUUAUUUUCAGCUGGAGAAUUUAAGCAAAGCUGACCCUCCAUACAAGUCUAUUGCUGCUCUCAAUUGUGUUAUUCUUGGCUGUGCAAAUAUAUGGGAUGUUGAUCGUGCCUAUCAGACAUUUAGUGCCAUUGAAGAAUCUUUUGGACUUAGCCCAGAUGUUCAUUCAUACAAUGCCCUGAUUUGUGCUUUUGGGAAGCUUGGCAAGAGAGAUGAAGCGGUAAAAGUAUUUGAGCACUUUGUUGGAAAAGGUCUGAAACCAAAUGCUACCACAUAUUCACUGCUUAUUGAUGCUCAUCUUGUUAAGCGGGAUCCUAAAGCUGCGCUCUCUGUGGUGGAUGAAAUGGUCAUUGCAGGGUAUAAACCAUCCAAGGAUAUACUACAAAAGGUUCGAAGGCGUUGUUUCCGGGAGCUGGAUUAUGAAUCUGAUGACAAGGUGGAAGCCAUUACAAAACAGCUCAAAAUUAGAAUGAGAACGGCAAAUGAUAUUCGCAGAAAUAUGCUCUUCAAUCUCCAAUACAGAGAGAACGCCCAACCGAUAAAUGGACAACAAAUGUAGCUUUUUUCAUGCUACUUACUUAUGUGUCUUGACCCCAAUCUACAAAAGAGCUUCAGAGGGUCAGUUGCUGAUUCGAAACAUCGUGAUGAUGGGGCUCAACACUUACCAGAAAUAAAUAAAAAAGUUUGGCUGUAGCUUUACAUUUUUGGUCACAUCUCCUACAUGUUCCUUGCUUCGAUUUCAUUAGGUUUCUUGCCUACCUGUAUUCUGGUUCUGGAUUUACAGGAUAAUAUGAUUUGUUACUAUUGAUUUUGAGUUGGGAGAUGGUACAGCUUCCACAACAUUUACCCAAGGUGGAUAUGGCCUUGGUCUUAUCUUGGAGCUGAUUGUAUUUAUUAACAGUGUUUUAAUCAUCAGUUUUUAGCUUCAGAAA